Molecule: messenger RNA, 399 nt
Organism: Laetiporus sulphureus 93-53
Lineage: Eukaryota; Fungi; Basidiomycota; Agaricomycetes; Polyporales; Laetiporaceae
Product: NDUFA2, NADH ubiquinone oxidoreductase 10.5kD subunit
Exons: 3
Coding region: 21-302 (93 amino acids)
Source: RefSeq, a predicted model, not a curated record
CGGCGACGACGACGAGAAUAAUGUCUUUCGCGAAGACUCUCUCUCCUGCUAUCCGAGAAAUCAGGAUAUUAUGUUGCCAGUCCAGUGCGGCAUCAGCAGGCACGCGAGAGUUCAUCUCGUCCACGUACCCGGUCCUGAAGCAGCAUAAUCCAGACUUGCCGAUCAUGAUCCGGGAAGCAAAGGGAACACCAGCGCGUGUGUUCGCGAGAUAUGAGCGCGGGGUAGAACGGCAUGUAGAGGUGGACAAUCUCUCUCAGUCGGACGUGGCAUCCAAGGUUGCUGGGCUCUUGAACCUGUCAUAGCUCUCAGAGUCGCUGGGAUACCGCCAUGCAGGAUCUCUGUGAAUUGUGGCGUCCCUAUUGUACAAUGCAGUGAGUCUAGCUGGAAACAGCAGGUGGC